CGGAACCCUGAGAAUUAAUUCGAAUAUUUCCUUCGAACGUUCCAUGCAUUAUGCUAUCGUAAUGGCGCAUCUCUGCGCCUUCCAAUCUUGACUUCACAUUAAUGCCACCAUCCUCCCUCCUCCGGCUUCCAUUCCUCCGCCCCACCUGCUUCUCCAUCCUCCCCAAUGGCAUUCUGCACGCCCGCCCCUUCACUUCGACCGGCUUGUCCCAGACGAAACAGCUUCCUCCUCGUCGCGUGAUACUUGACUCGGAGGUUGAAGAGAACUUCCUCAAAGGGAGCGGACCUGGGGGCCAGAAAAUCAACAAGACGUCGUCGGCUGUCCAGCUCAAGCAUCUUGCUACAGGCAUUGUGGUAAAGUGCCAGGAAACCAGGUCGAGGAGCCAAAACCGCAAGAUUGCAAGGAGGGUGCUAGGAGAACGCAUUGAGGAGCUGGAAAAGGGUGAGGAGAGUCGAACUGCUAUUAAGGCAAGAGCGAAGAGUAAGAAGAAAGCCAGUGCAGAUAAGAAGAAGCGGAGGAAGUAUAGGGCAUUGGGAGAGGCUAAGGGUGGAGAGUUAGAAGAUGUAGCGGAGGAUGUCGAUUGUGUUGGACUGAGGGACAAUGCUCAACGGUUGACCACGGGCGACACUGGGAAGUUGUGAUACCUAAGCAUCAUCGCGCGUUAUGACUCCAGCAUCAUGACUAGCUAUUAUAGUGUGCCGAUGUGUGUUAUCAUAACUGAUAGAAAGGAAGCAUGAAGGGAAUCGGUUGCGAUGUGAGGCACCAUUGCCUUCAACCAGCUCCUUCAAGUGCCACUGCAAUAACAAGCGUCAAUGACCUCACGCC
This is a messenger RNA of Lindgomyces ingoldianus, 825 nucleotides long. RefSeq lists its product as uncharacterized. Bases 102 to 641 code for a protein of 179 amino acids. Gene Ontology annotation, cellular component: mitochondrion. The transcript has a single exon. The record is from RefSeq and is a predicted model, not a curated record. Gene Ontology annotation, molecular function: translation release factor activity. Gene Ontology annotation, biological process: translational termination. NCBI's taxonomy places the organism in Eukaryota, Fungi, Ascomycota, Dothideomycetes, Pleosporales, Lindgomycetaceae.